Messenger RNA from Rattus norvegicus (Norway rat), 3156 nucleotides. RefSeq names its product G protein-coupled receptor 165 (gene Gpr165). Gene Ontology annotation, cellular component: membrane. Lineage: Eukaryota; Metazoa; Chordata; Mammalia; Rodentia; Muridae. The transcript has 5 exons. Bases 501 to 1889 code for a protein of 462 amino acids. Gene Ontology annotation, molecular function: G protein-coupled receptor activity. Gene Ontology annotation, biological process: G protein-coupled receptor signaling pathway; signal transduction. The record is from RefSeq and is marked provisional.
UAUAAAGGGCAGCUGCAGAAAGCCUGCUCUGCACGGGCUUGGAGCUGGAGUGGCAGUGCCUGACUCCGCCCUGCCCACAGCGCCAGCCAGCUUUGGACAGAAAGACAUACAGACUGAUGACUGACUGAAGGCAACAGAGAUUUGGUCGGAAUAAUCCGACUGGCAGCAUGGAGGAGGAUCUGUGCUGGAGCGAAGCCUGACGCCAUCUCCAGUUUGGAGCGGGUGCUGUGGGCACUCUCCUGGAAGAGCGUUUGCAGACAGCCUGCCCUGCGCUCAGCUGCUCAGCUCUGCGCACUUGCCUACCCAGAGCAGGUCUAGUCUUUUUUGCUGGUUCCUGGUAUUUCUUCCCUCUCCCUGAUCCAGACACCUCAGCUCAGAGCUCUAGGGCACUGAAUAGAUUGCCUGGCUGUUUGUCCACGGCCUUAACUUGUGCUCUUUCUUUUUUGAGAGCCUCCUGUGUGAGUAGCUUAAGGUCCCCAGGGUCCUCUAAAGGCACUGGGAUGGAUGCUCCAACCACAGAUUUGCCCCAGGAGGCUUUCCAGAGCCCUGGCACCAUGAGCUAUGGGGAUGAGCUGACUCCAGAGGCUCUGAGUGUACCUAGUGGUUUUGAUGACUUGAUCACCUCUACCACCUCCCAGGUGCUUCAGGCCGCAUCCAAUGCUGCAUCUGCGGUGGGACAUGCUGGCCGCAAUGGCAUGUUGUCCAAGAUGGAUAAGUUAGCAGACCACAUGUCAAACACGGGGGACCUGGCUGACACAUCAGGUCCCCUAGAUUUGGAAAUUGUAUCCCAGGAUGAGCAGGUGCAAUUCUGGUUAGUGGUAGGGUACACCAUAGUGGUCUUUGCUGCCAUCAUAGGCAACUGGGUCUUAAACCACAUCAUUAUGAAGUAUAAGAGGGUACACACUGCCACCGGCCUCUUCGUUGUCAACAUUUCUGUGACCAACAUGAUGCUCGCUCUUCUCAGCUCUCCUUUCACUAUGGUGCGCUAUCUGUGUAAUUCCCUGGUGUUUGGAAAGAUGACAUGUCACCUCAGUCGCUUUGCCCAGUACUCAUGUGCCUAUGUAACUGUGAUGAGCAUGGCAGCUAUUUCCCUGGAUCGACAUCGGGUGAUGCUAUAUCCUCUGAAGGCCCGGAUUACUCCCAUGCAAGGCAAUGUCUGCAUCAUCAUCAUCUGGAUUGUGAGCACUUGUGCUGCUUUGCCACAUGCCGUUUACCAGAAGCUUUACCAAGUGGAAUUUGGCAACACAACAGAGGAAUCUGCCUGCCUCCCAAGUUUCCCAUAUACUUCUAAGUCCACAUGGAAAUACCUUGACCUGGGCACCUUUCUGCUGUUCUUCAUCUUGCCUUUGCUGGUGCUGGUGGCUGUCUAUGGUCAUGUGGCCAAAAAGCUGUGGAUCCAUGAUGCUGUUGAUGACAUCAAUAUCCACACUUACAUCUGCCAGCGUGGGAAGAAGAAGCAGACCCUAAAGAUGCUGAUGACAGUGGUGCUUCUGUAUACAAUCAGCUGGCUCCCCCUCAACCUCUACCUGGUGCUCCUGUCCAGUGAAUCCAUCUCAAGCCACAAUGGUCUCUACUUUUUCCUCCACUGGCUAGCAAUUAGUAGCUCCUGCUACAACCCCUACAUUUAUUGCUGGCUCAGUGAUAGUUUCCGUAUUGAAGUUCAGAAAGUCAUCAUGGAAAUCCAGAAGAUGCUACUAGAUAAAAUCAGCCGCCUCAGGGGAGAGCAUCGCCGACUGAGCUCUGUAUCUCACACCCAAACCCCUGGCAGUGUGGAUUCCAAUCCAGGAGUGCCCAAAUUCCCACGAUUCAAAGAUUUCGAUGAGCUGCCCAGUCCCCCUCCCUCCCCAGCAGUGGAAAUCUCCUUUCUUCAUUCAGUGCCUAGAGUUUAAGCUGCCCAGACCGCGUUUGACUAUCAGUUCUCAAAAUAUCUAAGCUUACAGACAAUUUCAACUCAGCUGAAGAGAGGAGGAGGAAGAAGAAAUGAUACCUCAUCCUGUCACUGCCAUUAGUCUGGAGAUGAUGUUUUAAGGUUCUUUGGCAGCAUCCAUGGUGGCAUGUGUCAAGAUGAUACCAGGAUGAGAGUUGAACUUGUGGUCCUCCUCAAUUUCCUCUCUUCUUCUUUGUCUCUUCCUCAGUAUCUGUGGCCUCCCCUUGGUCUCACCCCACCCCUUUCCUAACCUUUGUCCAUUUCCUCCUCCUUGCUCCUGUUCUACCUUCUACAUAGCCUUCUCUUCUUUCACUUUCUUCUCUAUUUUCAUUUCUUUUUUUUCAGUAUAAUCUUUCUUCUUGUUUAAAAAAUCUUAAAAAUGACAAGUUAUUUAGUCUCUACUGAGAUAUCUCCUGGUUGGUAAGGGAAGGACAAGUAUCUGGAGUCAGGAAAUUAGGGAAUGGAGUUAGCUUCUGGCUACUCUUGUUUUCACUGAGUAAAAAGAUGUGGUGGUUUUGGGGGGUUCCAAACUUCAAAUGUUUCUAAUAAAUUACCAUACUUGCUAUAGCGUUGAAUUCCUUUUUAGAUAAAGGACAAAUUGGAGGGAAAGACUAAUUCAAGUUUAAAUAAUUUCCUUUCCAUUGUCUCUUUUAUGUAUCCUUUUCAUCCUUUUAAUUUAAUCCUGUCCUAUUAUUAAUAACCCACUUACAAAACAAUGAACUUAAAGUAUAUGAAUACAUAUUUGGAGUAGCUUUAGGCUGUGAACAUGACUGAAUCUUCUAUUUAUUACCAUUGUAAACUGCCAACCUACCUGUGAUCUUUUGGCUUCAGCUGUUUUGGGAAUUAGUAAGUAGUCUUUGUGAGUAGUGAGCUCUGCUUGUAUAUUUUUUCAACAUGCUCUGUAAAUACUUCUGAUUGUCUUAAGGACAGAUAUAUGUAUUUCCUUUUCACUCACCAUUUGAUAGAAUAGAUAUUUCCCAGAAUAAUAGGCUGCCUGCUUGUGGUUCUGCCUCCCCACAUGGAGAAGGCAAAGUUGAAUUUGCUUGAGUACCCCAAGUUUCUUAGAAGCAUUGUACCUAGCUCUGAUAGCCUUCUUCUCCUGUUUAGACAGGAGAAAUUUGGGUAAAAGGGCUACCAUUGUGUUUUAACCUAAUGUUCUAUCCUCCCUAAGAAUGCACUUCCCCACCCCUAUCCCUAUUCUAUAGACAGAAUCAAACUUCUUUCACCCC